This is a messenger RNA of Myripristis murdjan (pinecone soldierfish), 2711 nucleotides long. It is a transcript of the gene plaa, whose product is annotated as phospholipase A2-activating protein. Gene Ontology annotation, cellular component: nucleus; cytoplasm. The transcript is spliced from 14 exons. The coding region runs from base 120 to 2516 and encodes 798 amino acids. Lineage: Eukaryota; Metazoa; Chordata; Actinopteri; Holocentriformes; Holocentridae. Gene Ontology annotation, molecular function: ubiquitin binding. Gene Ontology annotation, biological process: proteasome-mediated ubiquitin-dependent protein catabolic process; ubiquitin recycling. The record is from RefSeq and is a predicted model, not a curated record.
CGUAGCGUGACGUAACGCAACUUCCGCUAGCAUUAGCCACCGGUUUAAUUUUGUUGACAGCAUCGCUAAUUGACGUAGCACUGCUGUAGUUAGUUUCAUAUUUUUUACCCAGGCGCAAAAUGGCAUCAGAAAACUCGUUUAAACUCAGGUGCUCCAUUCCGGGUCACGAAAUGGAUGUUAGAGGACUCGCAGCCGCUGUUUUUCCAGACGGAGCUUUUGUGUCUGUGUCCAGAGACCGAACCGGAAGGGUCUGGGUGCCCAACUCAAGCCCAGACAGAAGCUUCACAGAGAUGCACUGUAUGUCUGGCCAUUCAAAUUUUGUAUCCUGUGUAUGCAUCAUCGCACCUAGUGAAACAUAUCCUCGAGGGCUUAUUGCUACGGGUGGGAAUGAUCAUAAUAUUUGUGUGUUCACACUGGACCAGCCCCAGCCCCUCUACACUCUCAAGGGUCACAAAAACACAGUUUGCGCUCUGUCGUCCGGGAAGUUUGGGACGCUGCUGAGUGGCUCCUGGGACACCACAGCCAAAGUCUGGCUCAAUGAGAAGUGCAUGAUGACACUGCAGGGCCACUCUGCAGCAGUGUGGGCAGUGAUCAUCCUACCUGAGCAAGGCCUGAUGCUCUCUGGAUCAGCAGAUAAGACCAUAAAGCUUUGGAAGGCCGGCCGCUGUGAGAGGACGUUUACAGGUCACGAAGACUGCGUAAGAGGACUAGCAGUGAUCAGCGAGCAUGAGUUUUUCUCUUGCAGCAAUGAUGCCAGUAUCAGAAGAUGGAUGGUGACAGGGGAGUGUGUGCAGGUCUACUAUAGCCAUACCAACUACAUCUACAGUAUAUCUGUCUUCCCUAAUGGCCAAGAUUUUGUAAGCACUGGAGAGGACAGAACUUUGAGGAUAUGGAGGAAGGGGGACUGUACUCAGACCAUCCGCCUACCUGCCCAGUCUGUGUGGUGCUGCUGUAUUCUGCCCAAUGGUGAUAUAGCUGUAGGAGCAAGUGAUGGUAUUAUUCGUGUGUUCACGGAGGCCGAGGACCGCAUGGCCAGUCCAGAGGACCUGCAGGCCUUUGAAGAUGAACUCUCCAAAGCCACCAUCGACCCCAAGACAGGCGACCUGGGAGACAUCAAGAUAGAGGACCUUCCAGGAAAGGAGCACCUCGAUGAGCCUGGCAAUCGUGAUGGGCAGACACGCCUGAUUAAAGAGGGACAGAACGUGGAGGCCUACCAGUGGAGCGUCAGUGAUAGUCGCUGGGUGAAAAUUGGGGAUGUGGUCGGAGGCUCAAACCAGCAGACAUCCAAGAGCGUGAUGUAUGAGGGAAAGGAGUACGACUAUGUCUUCACCAUUGACGUGAAUGAAGGAGGGCCGUCCAUGAAGCUGCCUUACAAUGUGUCAGACGAUCCUUGGCUGACGGCGCACAACUUCCUGCAGAAGAAUGACCUCAGUCCCAUGUUCCUCGACCAGGUUGCCAAUUUCAUCAUAGAGAACACCAAAGGACAUGUGGUGGGGCCGGCUCAGCCCAGUGCUGUUGACCCAUUCACCGGGACAGGUCGGUAUAUCCCUGGGUCGUCUGAUAGUAGGACAGGCUUUGGAGCAGAUCCUUUCACAGGCUCUGGUCGCUACAUCCCUGGGUCAGAUGUGACUACAGGUGCUCCUGCAGGUGUGGCAGAUCCCUUCACAGGGGGAGGUGCUUACUCCUCAGCAGCACUCAGGCAGACAUCAACCAACAUCUACUUCCCUAAGACAGAUGGGGUGACUUUUGAGCAAGCCAAUACUACGCAGAUCAUUGCCAAGCUGAAAGAGCUGAAUAAUGGAGCACCUCAGAAGCACAAGCUUUCUGAGGAGGUUCUGGAGAGCCUGGAGAAGCUGCUGAUGUGUGUGUGUGGCCCCAGCUCCUCCGAGCAGCCCCUGACCAUCCAGCAGAUCAACCUGCUCUGGAAGGCCUCCCACUGGCCUGAAGAUAUUGUGUUCCCUGUCCUGGACAUCAUGAGGCUGGCAGUGCGCCACCCGCAGGUCAAUGAGAGUCUGUGUGGAGAGGAGGAAGGAGUCCAGCUGUGCAACCACCUGCUGAGCCUGAUGAGGCCCGAGGGGCGUCCCGCCAACCAAAUGCUGGCGUUACGGACACUGUGUAACUGUUUUAGUGGCCAGCAUGGCCGAGCCCUGCUCAUGGCCCAACGUGAGACGGUGCUGUCACGUGCUACCGACCUGGCCUCUGUCUGCAACAAGAACAUCCACAUCGCCUUGGCCACUCUGGUGCUCAAUUAUGCCAGCUGCCUGCACGGCCAACCCGAUCUAGAGGCGAAGGCCCAGUGCCUGUCUGUGGCCAGCACAGCCCUGGAGUCGGUGCAGGACAAGGAGGCUGUGUUCAGGCUACUGGUGGCCCUGGGCACGACUGUGGCCUCAGACCACACAGCCCAGGACCUGGCUCGCUCGCUGGGCGUCAACUCCCAGAUAGCCAAGUACUCCUCAGUAUCAGACCCAGUGAAGGUGGGCGAGUGCUGCCAGCUGGUUUUAAAAGAAUUACAAUAGUAAGAAUGAUUAGACACACUAAUGACACUUCUUUUGACCUAAGUAAUAAUAAUAAUAAUGAUAAUAAUAAUUAUUAUUGUUGUUAUUAUGAUUAUUAUUAUUGUGACUGUUCUGCUCAAUCAUUUGUGGUGGAGACUUGACUGAUUGCAUGUGCUGCAAUAAAAAGAUGUACAAAUUAAAUCUUUUGAACAAGCA